GCCGGCGAGGGGGACGUCGCCGUGCCUCGCCGUGCGCCUGUGCCUCGCCGUGUGUGCCGCCGCUCGCCCUCCGCGCCGACCUGCUGCCGCCGCUGCCCACCAUGGCCCUGCUGCACUCGGCUCGCGCCCUCUCCGCGCUGUCCUCCGCCUUCCACCCAGGCCUCGCCGCCACAGCCUCUGCCAGAGCCAGCUCCUGGUGGGCUCAUGUGGAGAUGGGCCCCCCAGAUCCCAUCCUGGGAGUUACAGAAGCCUACAAGAGAGACACAAACAGCAAAAAGAUGAAUCUGGGCGUUGGUGCCUACCGGGAUGAUAACGGGAAGCCUUAUGUGCUUCCCAGCGUGCGGAAGGCAGAGGCUCAGAUUGCUGCAAAAGGUUUGGACAAGGAAUACCUGCCCAUUGGGGGCCUGGCUGAAUUCUGUAAGGCGUCCGCGGAACUAGCCCUGGGCGAGAACAGCGAAGUGCUGAAAAGUGGCCGGUUUGUCACCGUGCAGACCAUUUCCGGAACAGGGGCCUUGAGAAUCGGAGCCAGUUUCCUGCAAAGAUUUUUUAAGUUCAGCCGUGAUGUCUUUCUGCCCAAACCAUCCUGGGGAAAUCACACCCCCAUCUUCCGGGAUGCCGGCAUGCAGCUGCAGGGCUAUCGGUACUAUGACCCCAAGACCUGCGGCUUUGACUUUACAGGCGCCAUGGAGGACAUCUCAAAAAUUCCAGAGCAAAGUGUCCUCCUCCUGCAUGCCUGUGCCCACAAUCCCACGGGCGUGGACCCUCGCCCUGAGCAGUGGAAGGAAAUAGCAGCAGUGGUAAAGAAAAAGAAUCUGUUUGCAUUCUUUGACAUGGCCUACCAAGGCUUUGCCAGUGGUGAUGGUGACAAGGACGCCUGGGCUGUGCGCCACUUCAUUGAACAGGGCAUUAACGUUUGUCUCUGCCAGUCAUACGCCAAGAACAUGGGCUUAUAUGGUGAGCGUGUCGGAGCCUUCACUGUCAUCUGCAAGGACGCAGAGGAAGCCAAAAGGGUGGAGUCGCAGUUGAAGAUCUUGAUCCGUCCCAUGUAUUCCAACCCUCCUCUCAACGGGGCCCGGAUCGCCUCCACCAUCCUGACUACACCAGAUUUGCGAAAGCAAUGGUUGCAGGAAGUUAAGGGCAUGGCUGACCGCAUCAUCGGCAUGCGAACACAACUGGUCUCCAAUCUCAAGAAGGAGGGCUCCUCCCACAGCUGGCAGCACAUCACUGACCAAAUUGGCAUGUUUUGUUUCACAGGUCUAAAGCCUGAGCAGGUGGAGCGGCUGACCAAGGAGUUCUCCAUCUACAUGACAAAGGAUGGGCGCAUCUCAGUGGCUGGAGUCACCUCUGGUAAUGUGGGUUACCUCGCCCACGCCAUUCACCAGGUCACCAAGUAACUUCCCCAGUGCCAGGAGACAGAGACAACCUUUCCGUGCUCAACCUCUGCUACUGUGAGAUUCGCACAAAGGGAGGGUGGAUGGUGGUGGAUCAUUUCAACCACAGAACGCAGCACUCAGCGAUGAAUUGUGUCUCAGAAAAGAACAUGCAGUGAAAUAGUGCAGAGGUACCUAUGGCUGGUGUCUGGAACUUGUGGCUUUAAAACCAAACUUUUCUGUCUGUCCUUUUGUCUUCAGCUUUUCCAAGAGUUUACAUGUGCAGGAAAGUCAUAACACCAAAAAAAACAAAAAACAAAAAAAAACAAAACAAAAAAGCCCUGUCAGUCAUGCCAUUGCAACAUCUGAGCAGCUUUAAGUGGAGCAGUGUGUUGUGUUAGGGGCUCCUCUGGAGCCAGCUUCAGAGCCAGCGCUUCAUAGAGGCUUGGAGAGAGCUAGUUAGUCACAGUCAGUCAGGUGGCCUCAUGCUCGUCCUCCCU
Messenger RNA from Ochotona princeps (American pika), 1870 nucleotides. RefSeq names its product glutamic-oxaloacetic transaminase 2 (gene GOT2). Gene Ontology annotation, cellular component: mitochondrion. The transcript is spliced from 10 exons. Gene Ontology annotation, biological process: L-aspartate catabolic process; biosynthetic process. The coding region runs from base 102 to 1394 and encodes 430 amino acids. The record is from RefSeq and is a predicted model, not a curated record. Gene Ontology annotation, molecular function: pyridoxal phosphate binding; L-aspartate:2-oxoglutarate transaminase activity. Lineage: Eukaryota; Metazoa; Chordata; Mammalia; Lagomorpha; Ochotonidae.